Rhagoletis zephyria (snowberry fruit fly) is the source of this 622-nucleotide messenger RNA. RefSeq names its product delta-like protein 1. Gene Ontology annotation, cellular component: cell surface; membrane; extracellular region. Lineage: Eukaryota; Metazoa; Arthropoda; Insecta; Diptera; Tephritidae. Gene Ontology annotation, biological process: cell communication; anatomical structure development. Gene Ontology annotation, molecular function: signaling receptor binding. The record is from RefSeq and is a predicted model, not a curated record.
AUGUCUUGCAAUUGGCUUAUUUAUUUGGCCUACUUUACGCUGGCACCAACAUUACUGCCAGCUAUUUCAUACCAUAAACGUAACUACGAUUUGAGAUAUGCUAACUCGGAUAUACCGGAAUGGAAACAAAGGGCUUGUCAAAAAUCUCAAAGAGAGAAAAUUAAUUUACAUUACAUUUGCGAUGAAAAGGGUAAUGUCAAAUGUCUGUCCGGCUGGCAAGGUGACCUGUGUCAAGUGCCGCUGUGUCGCAAAGGAUGCGAUCCAAUGAAUGGCUACUGCCAACGUCCGGACGAGUGUCGCUGUCGCAUCGGUUACACAGGCGAUUUCUGUGAACGUUGCAUACCACUGCCGGGCUGCCAACAUGGCUAUUGCAAUAAACCGUUCGAAUGUAUCUGCAAGCCAGGCUGGGAUGGGCUCUUUUGUACCGAACCAACCUGCCGUUCGGGCUGCCACAAUACACGCGGCUACUGUGAGGCUCCUGGUGAGUGUCGUUGUCGCCUAGGUUGGGCGGGGCGCAAUUGCAGUGACUGUGCCGUACUGCCCGGCUGUCAACAUGGUACAUGUCAAAAGCCACUCGAAUGCAAUUGCUUGCCAGGCUAUACAGGGCUACUGUGCCAAACAG